Molecule: messenger RNA, 407 nt
Organism: Blastocystis hominis
Lineage: Eukaryota; Bigyra; Opalinata; Blastocystidae
Exons: 2
Coding region: 1-330 (109 amino acids)
Source: RefSeq, a predicted model, not a curated record
AUGAGUUUGUUAGCGAUAACGGCACGCCAUCUUCAGACAACAAUCCCUUGUGUCACGCUUACGAGAUUAUUCGAGAACAUUCGCCUUGUAAACUCUACAUGGACGUCGAAUUCAUGUAUGAAUUCAAUCCAGGAAUCGAUCCUUCGGCGACUCUCUCGCUGCUGCUUCGAUUUGUGUCGUUUUGUUUGUUUUACAAGUACGGAAUCCGCGUGGUUCCAGAACACUUCGCGUGCAUUUUCAGUGAGAAUGAAAGCAAGUUUAGUUGCCAUGUGCUGCUCAAUCGAAACAAUCUCUAUUUCCGAAACUACAAAGAGCUCAAAGGGUUCAUGAAUUGGGCGGUUGAUUCGCUCUUCGCCUCGCCGACCUGCGAGUUUUUCCCGCUCUUCGUGAACGGGAAAGAAAAGAAA